GUUUUCCUGUCGUCAUUAGUUUUGGCACGAGUCGCUCGGCGAAGCUCACGCGCCCUUCCUGCGUCGUACUGUCCCGUCCUCAGCGCACUGCGUCAUGGCGACGGACGGCGGUGAAAAAGUUACGCAUUUCCUAAUCGGAGUGUGCUGAAUAUCACUGUGGCAGUCAGCAGAUACACGUUAUGGUGGAUUACAGUGUUUCAGAUGCAGCCGGAGUCUCAAAGAGAGGUGGCCCUUUUAAAAUGGAGGAGCUGGCUCUGAGUGCACUGCUGGAAUGUCCUUUGUGUUUUGUGCCACUGGAUGUGUCAGCCAAGGUCCUGCCCUGCCAGCACACUUUCUGUCUGUCCUGCCUGCAGAGGCAGGAGGCGGCUCACUCCCAGCUUCUCUGCCCAGAGUGUCACGCUCCUGUCCCUGCCAGGACUGUGGAGGAGCUUCCUGCAAACCUCUUGCUAGUGAGGCUCCUGGAGGGGCUCCAGAGCUCACAGGGGCCCAGCAAGGAUGGACAGACAGCCCGCUACGCAGUGCCCUUGGUCAGGGGCGGUCUGACUGUCAGGGACGGUCAGCAGCAGCCUGAGAGUCAACACAGAGAGAAGCAAGGGCACAAUGAGCUCGCUCUGAGAGCUUUGACGCGUAACCAACGAGGUGAUUCGUCGGGAGAGCUGGUCCUCACACCCAGUAACAGUAUCACCCUGAAGCACAAAGUGGAUGAGAGCUGGCACCGCGGAAAUGCCGGUGACAGUAGCAGCGCAUCUGUCAAUGCCAGCAUGCUGCAGGCCGUCAGCCAGAUGCCUCAGCUGCAGCCCUUCCAGCACUCCCAACCUCUGGCUCUCUGCAGGGCGCUGCAUGACUUUAACCCCGAAGAGAUGAAUCUGGAAGACAGUAAAUAUUGUCUCAGCUUCCUCAAGGGAGACAUCCUUGCUGUCAUCAGACGGGUGGAUGAACACUGGAUUGAAGCCAGGCUCGGGGAGAAAGUUGGAAUUUGCCCUCUGCAGUUUACAGAGCCAAACUCAGUGGCUGCCAAACUGCUAGAGGGAAGGAAUCAGAGGGGGAGUGACUCAGCAGAAUUUCACCAUCGGACUGGGAGUGGGGGCAAAGACAAGGCCACUGACGUAUCCAACAGGACCACCCAUUACGGAGUCCCUCAGGUCCCGGCAAAGACACCCAUCAUCAAUGCUUUGCCCCUCUCCAACCAGCGGAGAAAACCUGCAGCCAGCAACUUUUAUCAGACUGCCAAAGGAGAGACGAACAACAUCAGCACCUUCAACAGCGUCAACCGUCAGGGUCAUCCUCAGCACCUCUCUGUGCCCCGUGCUGCCCGGGGCCACCCUCAUUCCUCCAAAGUGAACUCUCAGCGAAUAAGACGCCACUCUGACACUACACACAGACACCUGUUACAGAGUGAGAGGAAGAUGACCAGUGAGACUCCACCCACCAUCUCUAUGGCUCUGGUGAACCCCCAAAUGUCCUCUGCCUCUGCAGACAACAGAACCUCCUCCACGCAGCAGCUCUCCAUCAGUGUGUGUGCCGUCCUGUACUCCUACAAACCUCGACGGCCUGAGGAGCUAGAGCUGAGGAAAGGAGAGAUGGUAGGAGUGUACGGAAAGUUUAAAGAAGGAUGGCUGCGUGGGUUAUCGCUCAGAACGGGCAAAGUGGGCAUUCUGCCCAGCAACUACAUUACGCCUGUGCUCAGAACCUCGGCCAGACUCCUGGAGACCAAAGCAGCUAAUGCAUCCUCACAGUACAACACAGUCACCGGAAAGAAACCCACAGCUGCCAAGAAUCCUGCUGUGGUCCUUGCUCUUGAUAGGGUAAACUCUGAUGGAGCGAUAUACUCAACAGGACAGGUCCCAUCUGUGCCAAAUGGAGCACAGCAUGCAGUAUCAUCCACUGGCGCUGGGAAACCGUCCCUCUAUGGGGGUUCACAAGGUUGGGACACUGUGAGGCGCAUCUUUAACCCUCAUAGAGGCUCAAACCAUUUCUCCCACACGUCCAAUCUGAACGUCCCGUCCAACUCACAGCACUUUGCACAAGUUCAGGCGUCCGGUUACUCACCUGCCAUGCAGAGGAAGAAAAACAGCAGCAUCCUGUUCAACUCUGGCAAACCACGAGGCUGGAUGACUGAGCCAGCAGUGCCCUCUGCUGCUGCAGUAUUUAAGGAGAAGGACUUCACUACCACAGCUGAGGCAAUAUAUCAGCAGGACAGACAGCCUCCCACUGGCCCUCACUCAAUUCUUGUCAGACCCGACUCACAUAAGAAUAAUACAGACAAGCCGGCAAAGUCAGUGCGGUUCUUCACCGAUGAAGACUCCCCUCCUCCAAGACCACGCACCUCCUCCUGGUCAGCAGGAAAUCAGGUUCCCUCCAACUCCCGCCCUGGCCCCCCUCUGUUAGAAGUGUGGGCCCCAUCACUCACCCUGGGAAGAGAUGGACCAGGGAUCAUUCUCAAAGAAGGAAAAGCUCCUGUUCUCAGGAAAGGCCUUGAAACUGUGGUCUCAGAUCUAAAUUCAAACCCGCAGAAACCAGUAUCAUUACAGCCGUCCCUAUUAGCCAUGUCAGCUCAGUUCAGCCCCUGCAGACACCGAGUGACCACAACGCAUUUAGCUCAGACAGACUCAGAGCUCAGUCUGCUUCAAGGAGAGUUUGUCCUCGUUCACAGACCUCGACCUGAUGGACGAGUCCUGGUGACUCAGGAGAGCAGUGGGCAGACGGGCUUAUUCCACAGCACGGUUCUUCAAGACCUCGAGAGGCUCAGCUGACUGUGUAGAGCUACUGUAGUAGUGUAUAUUUCUAUGCUCCAUGUGUUCAAACUGCCAAAAGACUUGACUGACCUGCUGAACAACAAGCUGCGUGUUGAGCUCCAAAGGUUAAUACUGCCAUUGACAAUCCUUUGAAGGAGGUGUUUAUUUUUGUCCUGAGUGCAUAUGAGAGUGUGGUUAAAAUCCCCCAGAGAUAUAUUGUGUGUUCUUCAACUUACAGUAAGUGCAUGUUUGUUACACAUGUAGCCUACUAACUAUUAUAAGAUUUUGCACAAAAUCCCACCUAAUGACUGUUCCUUGUUCAAUACCCAUGUUACACGCAAUGGUGAGUGCCUUUGUCAAAACCCACAAAGAAACAAACUAUAUUUAAAUAUAUUUAGAGAAAUCUUGAGUUAAGAUAUAUGUACUGCUUAAUGUGGUAAUAAACUAUACUUCCAGAA
Molecule: messenger RNA, 3193 nt
Organism: Plectropomus leopardus (leopard coralgrouper)
Lineage: Eukaryota; Metazoa; Chordata; Actinopteri; Perciformes; Serranidae
Gene: sh3rf2
Product: SH3 domain containing ring finger 2
Biological process (GO): positive regulation of proteasomal ubiquitin-dependent protein catabolic process; negative regulation of apoptotic process; protein ubiquitination
Molecular function (GO): ubiquitin protein ligase activity; protein binding
Source: RefSeq, a predicted model, not a curated record